Molecule: messenger RNA, 2665 nt
Organism: Fulmarus glacialis (Northern fulmar)
Lineage: Eukaryota; Metazoa; Chordata; Aves; Procellariiformes; Procellariidae
Gene: SEMA3D
Product: sema domain, immunoglobulin domain (Ig), short basic domain, secreted, (semaphorin) 3D
Exons: 17
Coding region: 74-2359 (761 amino acids)
Biological process (GO): negative regulation of axon extension involved in axon guidance; positive regulation of cell migration; neural crest cell migration
Molecular function (GO): chemorepellent activity; semaphorin receptor binding
Source: RefSeq, a predicted model, not a curated record
AAAUUUGGAUUGUUUGAAAAGCGGAGAGAUAUUUCACCAUAGUGCAAAAGAAGAUACAGAAGAAGAGAGCAGAAUGAGAGCUUCCCAAGUACCACAUGCCUGCAGCCUGUUAUCUUUAGCGAUGCUGUUCCUUCCAGUCACUGGAACGUCAAAACAAAAUAUCCCAAGACUUAAGCUUUCCUAUAAAGACUUGCUGCUUUCAAACAGCUGCAUCCCAUUCCUGGGCUCAACAGAGGGUCUUGAUUUUCGAACCCUGCUGCUAGAUGAGGAGAGGGGCCGGCUGCUAAUCGGGGCUAAAGACCACAUCUUCCUGCUCAACUUGGUUGAUUUAAACAAAAAUGUAAAAAAGAUUUACUGGCCUGCAGCAAAAGAAAAGGUAGAAUUAUGCAAAUUAGCUGGGAAAGAUGCCCAUACAGAAUGUGCCAAUUUUAUCAGGGUUCUUCAGCCCUACAACCGAACCCAUGUUUAUGUCUGUGGCACAGGAGCAUUUCACCCUCUCUGUGGAUACAUUGAACUUGGAACUCACAAAGAGGAAAUGGUAUUCCGGCUGGAUACUCAGAACUUGGAGUCUGGCAGGUUGAAAUGCCCUUUCGAUCCUCAGCAGCCAUUUGCUUCAGUGAUGGCAGAUGAGUAUCUUUAUGCUGGAACAGCUUCUGAUUUCCUUGGCAAGGACACUGCUCUAACACGUUCUCUGGGCCCUUCUCACGACCACCAUUACAUCAGAACGGACAUUUCUGAACAUUACUGGCUUACUGGAGCGAAAUUCAUUGGAACUUUUCCCAUUCCGGACACCUAUAACCCAGAUGAUGACAAAAUCUACUUCUUUUUCCGAGAAAUAUCACAAGAUAGUGGCACGUCUGACAAGACAAUCCUUUCCCGAGUUGGGAGAGUUUGUAAGAAUGAUAUGGGAGGUCAAAGGAGCCUAAUAAACAAGUGGACUACUUUUCUGAAAGCCAGGCUUGUGUGUUCAAUACCUGGUCCUGAAGGAGCAGACACACAUUUUGAUGAGCUGCAAGAUAUAUUCUUACUUUCUACAAGAGAUGAGAGAAACCCGCUUGUGUAUGGAGUCUUCACUACAACAAGUUCUGUCUUCAAGGGCUCUGCAGUUUGUGUGUACAGCAUGGCAGAUAUCAGAGCUGUUUUCAAUGGCCCUUACGCUCACAAAGAGAGUGUGGAUCAUCGCUGGGUACAAUAUGAAGGUCGCAUCCCAUAUCCCAGACCUGGUACAUGUCCAAGCAAAACCUACGAUCCGCUCAUAAAGUCUACCAGAGACUUUCCCGAUGAAGUCAUUAGCUUUAUUAAACGCCAUCCGCUGAUGUACAAAUCCAUUUACCCAGUGACGGGAGGACCGGUAUUCACUCGAAUCAACGUGGACUAUCGUCUGACUCAGAUUGUGGUGGAUCACGUCAUGGCAGAGGAUGGGCAAUAUGAUGUUAUUUUCCUAGGAACAGACAUAGGCACAGUCCUGAAAGUUGUGAGUAUCACAAAGGAGAAGAGGACUAAGGAGGAGGUGGUCCUGGAAGAGCUGCAGAUAUUCAAGCACCCUUCAUUUAUCUCGACCAUGGAGAUUUCUCAGAAGCAGCAACAAUUGUACAUUGGUUCCAGGGAUGGAUUGGUUCAGCUCUCUCUGCACAGAUGUCACACGUAUGGGAAGGCUUGUGCAGACUGCUGCCUUGCCAGAGACCCAUACUGUGCCUGGGACGGAAACUCGUGUUCCAGAUAUGCCCCCACUUCUAAAAGGCGAGCCAGAAGGCAAGAUGUCAAAUAUGGAGAUCCCGUUGCACAAUGCUGGGAUGUGGAAGACAGCAUUAGUCAUGAAACUGCUGAUGAAAAGGUGAUUUUUGGCAUUGAAUUUAAUUCAACUUUUCUGGAAUGUAUUCCUAAGUCCCAGCAAGCCUCUGUUAGGUGGUACAUUCAGCGCUCUGGAGAAGAACAUCGAGAAGAGCUGAAGGCUGAUGAAAGGAUCAUCAAAACAGAGCACGGGCUGCUGAUCCGCAGCUUGCAAAGAAAAGAUGCAGGAGCCUAUUUCUGCAAAGCCCAGGAGCACACCUUUGUCCACACCAUUGUGAAGCUGAAUUUAAAUGUCAUUGAGAAUGGGCAAAUGGAAAGCACUCAGAAAACUGAGGACGAGGAGGGCCGGGUGAGGGAUUUGCUGACAGAGUCCCGGCUGAGGUACAAGGACUACAUCCAGCUCGUCAGCAGCCCCAGCUUUAGCCUGGAUGAGUACUGUGAACAGAUGUGGCACCGGGAGAAGCGGCGGCAGCGGAACAAAGGUGGUGCCAAAUGGAAGCAUGUGCAGGAGAUGAAAAAAAAGCGAAACCGAAGGCACCAUGAGCCAGCCAGGCCACCGUCUACGUAGUUUGUAAAUGCUAUUUAAAGAAAGGACAUUUUCCAUGAAAAAAAAAAAAUACUGUGUUCUGGUUUUGGGCAUCUUGCCUAUGAAUUAGUACUGCUUCUUAUUGAAAUCAGAUAACUCACCAUCACUAUUAAUCUGUAUGAGACUGUACAAUGGGAUCCGAUACCAAAUGAGACGUUCCUUAUUGGAGUACCACACACCAGGCAAUAAUUUCAAAUGCAUUCAUUAAAAAGAAAUAUGUACACUUUUAGCUAGUUUCUGGGUAGCCUGAGGCUACGUGAGCUGUGUUCUGUACUUCCUGCAUAAUUU